Hippocampus zosterae (dwarf seahorse) is the source of this 497-nucleotide messenger RNA. RefSeq names its product NADH:ubiquinone oxidoreductase subunit C2 (gene ndufc2). Gene Ontology annotation, cellular component: mitochondrial inner membrane. The transcript is spliced from 3 exons. Gene Ontology annotation, biological process: mitochondrial electron transport, NADH to ubiquinone. Bases 106 to 438 code for a protein of 110 amino acids. The record is from RefSeq and is a predicted model, not a curated record. NCBI's taxonomy places the organism in Eukaryota, Metazoa, Chordata, Actinopteri, Syngnathiformes, Syngnathidae.
CGUCACUCCUUGACUUCCUCCAGAAGACGGAAGUUUAUCGGACGCCGUUUGCUCAUCGCUGAGGUCAAGACAACACCGGAGGACGUCUUUUGAAUUUUGCGGGCCAUGGGCUGGAUUCCGGACGAGGGCAAGGGGCUCCCUCCGCCGGGCGUCGUCAACCGCAACUCGAUUUGGCUGGGCGGCAUGGGCUGGUGCGCCGCCAUGCUCCACAACGCCAUCAAACACCGGCCCCCGCUAAAGUCAGGUGUUCAUCGACAGGUCCUUCUGACGACGAUCGGAUGGUUCCUCGGCUACCACGUGACGAAAUAUGAAAAUUACGUGCACGCCAAACUGGACCGAGAGAUGAACGAGUACAUGAAACUGCACCCAGACCGCUUUGCACCAAAGGAAAAGAAGACCUUUGCUGAGAUCGUGGAGCCUUUCAUUCCUGUGCGCUGAGCUGUCACAUCUUUCCUGUCCGAUAUUCUUCUGUACAUAAUUCAGUAAAAUUAAUAACA